This is a messenger RNA of Vanrija pseudolonga, 2054 nucleotides long. It is a transcript of the gene ACX3.2, whose product is annotated as Putative acyl-coenzyme A oxidase 32, peroxisomal. Gene Ontology annotation, molecular function: acyl-CoA oxidase activity; fatty acid binding; FAD binding. The transcript has 2 exons. Gene Ontology annotation, biological process: lipid homeostasis; fatty acid beta-oxidation using acyl-CoA oxidase. Gene Ontology annotation, cellular component: peroxisome. The coding region runs from base 120 to 2009 and encodes 629 amino acids. The record is from RefSeq and is a predicted model, not a curated record. Lineage: Eukaryota; Fungi; Basidiomycota; Tremellomycetes; Trichosporonales; Trichosporonaceae.
CGACAAAACCGGACAACAGGAGAUCCCAUCGCAUCUCUUCUUCUCCUCCUCAUCAUCGUCCAAAGACACGACCGAGAGCGUGCACCUCCAGCACCCAACCCAUCCAACCCCCUCCCACAAUGACGCGCUCAGGCUCGGCCUUCACCUCGCUGCACGGCAGCGACCCGUCGCCAGACUUCUCGCCCGAGGCGCUCAACAAGAUCCUCGACCCGGACAACCGCGACACGCGCAAAAACUUCAAGCAGUUCAUGAGCGACAACCACGACCUCUUUGUGCCCCGCUUCGACAUUACCCUCAAGGAGGAGCGCGACCGCGCCUUCCAGCGCCUGCGCGCCAUCGGCCAGCAGGGCUUCAUCAGCGUGCUCGACUUUGAGACCAACCCGCUCAACAUCUUCGCCGCACACGAGUGCAUCGGCCUCGCCGACUCGGGGUCCGCCACCAAGAUGACGGUCCACUUCAACCUCUUUGGCGGUACCCUCAUCAAGCUUGGCACUGAGCGCCAUCGCCACCUCGUGCCCGCGAUCGACCGUCUCGACGCUACCGGCUGCUUCGGCCUCACGGAGCUUGGCUACGGCAACAACGCCAUCGAGAUGGAGACGACCGCGACGUACGACCCCGCCACGUCCGAAUUCAUCAUCAACUCGCCCUCGCCCAAGUCGCAGAAGUACUGGAUCUCCAACGGCGCCGUCCACGCCAGCUACUGCAUCGUCUUUGCCCAGCUCCGCAUCGGUGGCAAGGAGGAGGGCGUUCACGCCUUCCUUGUGCCGAUCCGCGACCCCAAGUCGCUCAAGGUUCUCCCCGGCGUGACGAUCCGGGACAUGGGCCGCAAGCAGGAGCUCGACGGCGUCGACAAUGCGCUCCUCGCGUUUGACAAUGUCCGCAUCCCCCGCGAGGGCCUGCUCAACCGCCACUCCGAGGUCGAUGCCAACGGCGCGUUCAGCUCCAAGAUUGCCUCGCGCCGCGGCCGCUUCAUCCGUGUUGCCGACCAGCUCCUUUCCGGCCGUCUGUGUAUCGCGGCCAUGACGCUCGCGUCGGCCAAGCUUGCGUUGACGAUUGCUGUCCGCUACGCCGCCACCCGUAUGGCUGUUGGCCCCAACGGCCGCUCGGACGCCCCAAUCCUCUCGUACCAGCUCCAGCAGCGCGCCAUCAUCCCCCUCCUCGCCCGCACGUACGCCCUUGCGCUCGGCAUGAACCGCGUCAAGGCCAUCUGGGCCAACCCCGCCGCGGACCCUGCCGACGUCGUGCGCGAGGUGUGCGUCAUCAAGCCCCUCGUCACCUGGCACGUCGAGCGCACCGGCUCGAUCUGCCGUGAGCGCUGCGGUGGCCAGGGCUACCUAAAGGCGUCGCGUCUGUCGAGCACGAUCGGCUUUGCCCACGCCGGCAUCACGGCCGAGGGCGACAACUCGGUCCUCAUGCAGAAGGUUGCCAAGGAGCUGCUCGCGGGCAUCCAGGAGCGCAAGGUGAUCCUUCCCCGCGGCGCGGCGGCCACCGAGUCGUCCGACCUCGAGGACCCCCACGUCCUCCGUGACAUUAUCCGUGCGUGGUCGGCCAAGACGGCCAAGGACCUGGCCGCCAACCUCGCCGCCAAGGUGGGCAAGGGCAAGCGCGAGCUGUUUGACGUGUGGAUGCACGACGAGAGCGAGACGAUCCAGCGCGUGUCGCGCGCGUACGGCGAGCGCCUGUGCAUGGACGAGCUCGUUGGCCAGAUUGUCAAGACCAACGACCCUGCCACGCGCCAGAUCCUCACCAAAAUCGCCCGCGUGCACGGCCUCGCUGUUAUUGAGCGCGAGCUCGGCUGGCUCGUGACCAACGGCCUCAUCCCGCCCAAGCUCGGUGCGACGGUCGAGGGCCGCCUGUCCGCCGACGUGGCCAUCCUUGCGCCCGACGCCAUCCCCCUCGUCGACGGCUUCGGCAUCCCCGAGGGCCUGCUGUACGCGCCCAUUGCGAUCGACUGGGAGCGCUACAACGAGUACGACAACCACGGCGAGCUGGUGUCGGCGAAGCUUUAAAUGGUGGAGUAGUCUGGGUAGUUUGUAUGCACAGUAUUGAUACGG